AUGUCGAAGAUGCCGGUGGCGACGGGGGAUAUCAGAGAGAUUGCGGGACAACCGGUUUUUGUGCCGCUGUAUAAGCUGUUUUUAGCGUACGGGGAGAUGUUCGUCCUCGCGAUCGGGCCGAAGAAGUUUGUCGUCGUGAGCGAUAACGCCGUCGCGAAGGAAAUGCUCCUGACGCAGGCGAAGAGCUUCUCCAAGGGAUUACUGUCGGAGAUCUUGGACUUUGUCAUGGGCCAAGGGUUGAUCCCGGCCAACGGCGAGGUGUGGAAGAUUCGACGCAAGGUGAUCGUCCCGAGCUUGCACAAAAAGUACGUCACGUCCAUGGUCGGCAUGUUUGGCGACUGCGGGUUGAAGGGCAUGGCGCAGCUCGCGCGGGCGGAGAAAAUGGGUGAAUCGGUGGAGAUGGAGAACUUUUACUCUCGGUUUGCGCUGGAUAUCAUCGGUAAGGCUGUGUUCAACUACGAUUUCGAUUCUUUGACCACGGACGAUCCGGUGAUCAAGGCUGUGUACACCGUCCUGCGCGAGGCGGAGUAUCGAAGCGUGACGUUCAUUCCGUAUUGGAAGGUGCCGCCGCUUCGCUGGCUCGUUCCGCGACAGCGCCAGUGCCAGGAGGCGCUCAAGGUUGUGAACGACACCUUGGAUGAACUCAUCGAUCGAUGCAAGAAGAUUGUCGAGGAGGAGGACGAGGAGUUCGUCGAGGAGUACAUGAACACGGAUGACCCGAGCAUUUUGCACUUUCUCAUCGCGAGCGGCGACGACGUCACGUCCAAGCAGCUUCGCGAUGAUCUGAUGACGCUCCUCAUCGCCGGCCACGAGACCACGGCGGCGGUGUUGACGUGGACCACGUUCUUGCUCGCGAAGCACCCGGAUAUCAAGCAAAAAGUGUUCGAAGAGGUGGACCGCGUCGUGGGCGACCGUAACCCCACCGUGGCUGACAUGCGCGAGCUCGUGUACACGACUCGGGUGAUCAACGAAUCGAUGCGUCUGUACCCUCAACCGCCGGUACUCAUCAGACGCGCCUUGGAACCCGUGACGCUGGGUGGAUACAACAUCGACGCCGGCACAGACUUCUUCAUCUCCGUCUGGAACUUGCACCGCAACCCGCGAAUUUGGCCCGAGCCGGAUGCGUUCAAGCCAGAGCGCUUCCCGAUCGAGGGACCGAUGCCGAACGAGUACACCGAAGAUUACGCCUACCUUCCCUUUGGUGGUGGACAGCGUAAAUGCGUGGGCGACCAGUUUGCGAUUUUCGAGUCCAUCGUCUCUCUGGCUAUGCUCAUGCGCCGCUUUGAUUUCGAGCUCGACGAGUCCAAGCACCCCGACGGCGAGUGCGGGAUGACCACGGGCGCGACCAUUCACACCACCAACGGUUUGCACGUCCGUCUCAAGCGACGCGAGGGGCGAGGCGGCGCUGAAAUGUCUGGAGCGGUCAGGGGUAAGGCAUUAACCGAGUUGGAUGACGUCGACGUCGUCAGAGGGUCCAUCGACGCGCCGACGGCGAGCGCGGAUGAGGUGGACGUCCUCAUCGCCGAGGAUAUAGACGCGGGGACGGUGGAGAAGAUCCAGCGAGCGACGAAGAUCAUCGAGGAGGAGGAGGCGCGCGCGCGUUAA
Ostreococcus tauri is the source of this 1605-nucleotide messenger RNA. RefSeq names its product Cytochrome P450, conserved site. Bases 1 to 1605 code for a protein of 534 amino acids. The record is from RefSeq and is a predicted model, not a curated record. Gene Ontology annotation, biological process: xanthophyll biosynthetic process. The transcript has a single exon. Gene Ontology annotation, cellular component: chloroplast. NCBI's taxonomy places the organism in Eukaryota, Viridiplantae, Chlorophyta, Mamiellophyceae, Mamiellales, Bathycoccaceae. Gene Ontology annotation, molecular function: oxidoreductase activity, acting on paired donors, with incorporation or reduction of molecular oxygen; beta-carotene 3-hydroxylase activity; heme binding.